Molecule: messenger RNA, 950 nt
Organism: Capsaspora owczarzaki ATCC 30864
Lineage: Eukaryota; Filasterea; Ministeriida; Capsasporidae
Exons: 1
Coding region: 6-827 (273 amino acids)
Molecular function (GO): nucleic acid binding; zinc ion binding
Source: RefSeq, a predicted model, not a curated record
GAACAAUGUCGCUCUCACAUUCAGUCGUACACGAUCCCACACAGAUCAAGCCGGGAGCAUGCAAAAAGUGCGGCCAGCUGGGACACCUGACGUACCAAUGCCGUAACUUUAUGAAGCUGAAUCCGUCGCAGGAGAUUGUGCUGGACGUGUCGAGCACGUCGUCGUCCGACGAUGAGGACGAGGACGGCGGCUUCGAUGACAAUCCUGCAGCGGCCGAGCAGCGCAGAGCGGCACUGGCAGCCAUGCUCGCCGCCAAGAGCUCGCAAACAGCUGCUGCGACUGCUGCUGCCAGCCGCUCGCGGGACGCCAAGAGCAAGAAGGACAAGAAGGAGAAGAAGGACAAGAAACACAAAAAGGACAAGAAGAGCAAGAAGGACAAGAAGCACAAGAGCGACUCCCGCGACAGAGAUCACAGGCACUCGUCAUCGUCAUCAUCAGCGUCACGACGACGACAUUCACGGCGCGACUCGUCAGACGACGGUAGCGACAGCGGCAGUGAGGCAGACAGCGAAGAGUACGACGAGGACGAUCGUCGCACGAGCUCCCGACGUCGGCAAGGGUCGUCCAGGCGGUCCCGCUCCCCGUCGCCUGUGCACUCGAGCUCACGGCGACGCGACGAGCGCGCUCGGUCUCGAUCCAGGUCGCGAUCCAGGUCGCCUUCUCCAUCACGCGAAUCCCGCGGUCGUAGUCGAGGAUCGCCGUCCCGCUCACGCUCCCGGUCUCGAUCGCGAUCGCCGGCUACCCGUGACAGGCGUGAUGCUGACACUCGCGAUGGCAGGAGCAGCAGUAGCCAUAGCAGUCGAAGAGACGACCGAGAAAGGCGUUGAGAGGCGUUUGAGCUUGUUUUGUUCGUCAUUCAACAAAAAUUGCAAUUUCACUUCUGCAGUCAUUACAACCCGAAGAUCUUUAAUGGAACAACAUUUUAGAAAUACAAAACAAUGCAAAUUCAC